GCCGGGGUGGGUCUGCCCGUGGCCGCUGCUCACCUGCCCGCGGAGGCGGGGCGCGGCGCCGGGACGCGCCUGCCUCCCGCCGCCUCUCGCCUCCCCGCCUCCCCGCCUCCCGCCCUGGGAGGAAGCGGAGGGGCGCGGUGUAAACAGAGCGGCGGCCGUGAUGUCAGCCGGUCACAUGGAGCCUCUUAUGGCUCGGGAUGGCUCUCGGCGGGCGGGCAGCUGCGGCAGCUGCUGCUGUGGCUCAGGCGGCGGCGGCGCGGCGGCGGCAGAGGGGGCUCCGGGGUCGGACCAUCCGCUCUCCCUGCGCUCUCCGCACCGCGGUUUAAAUGAUGUAUUUUGUGAUCGCAGCGAUGAAAGCUCAAAUUGAAAUUAUUCCAUGCAAGAUCUGUGGAGACAAGUCAUCAGGAAUCCAUUACGGUGUCAUUACAUGUGAAGGCUGCAAGGGCUUUUUCAGGAGAAGUCAGCAAAGCAAUGCCACCUACUCCUGUCCUCGCCAGAAGAACUGUUUGAUUGAUCGAACUAGUAGAAACCGCUGCCAGCACUGCCGACUACAGAAAUGCCUUGCCGUGGGCAUGUCGCGGGAUGCUGUAAAAUUUGGCCGCAUGUCGAAAAAGCAGAGGGACAGCUUGUACGCGGAGGUGCAGAAGCACCGGCUGCAGCAGCAGCAACGUGACCACCCGCAGCAGCCCGGAGAGGCCGAGCCGCUGACGCCCACCUACAACAUCUCCGCCAACGGGCUCACGGAGCUGCACGACGACCUCAGCAACUACAUGGACGGGCACACCCCCGAGGGCAGCAAGGCUGACUCGGCGGUCAGCAGCUUCUACCUGGACAUCCAGCCCUCUCCCGACCAGUCCGGUCUGGACAUCAACGGCAUCAAACCGGAACCCAUCUGUGACUACACACCAGCAUCCGGCUUCUUCCCCUACUGUUCCUUCACCAAUGGGGAGACGUCCCCGACCGUGUCCAUGGCAGAAUUAGAGCACCUGGCACAGAAUAUAUCCAAGUCUCAUCUGGAGACCUGCCAGUACUUGAGAGAAGAGCUCCAGCAGAUCACGUGGCAGACCUUCCUGCAGGAGGAGAUCGAGAACUAUCAAAACAAGCAGCGAGAGGUGAUGUGGCAGUUGUGUGCCAUCAAGAUUACAGAAGCUAUCCAGUACGUGGUGGAGUUUGCCAAACGCAUUGAUGGAUUUAUGGAGCUGUGUCAAAACGAUCAAAUUGUGCUUCUAAAAGCAGGCUCUCUAGAGGUGGUGUUCAUCAGGAUGUGCCGUGCCUUUGACUCGCAAAACAACUCCGUGUACUUUGAUGGGAAGUAUGCUAGCCCCGAAGUCUUCAAAUCCUUAGGGUGCGAAGACUUUAUUAGCUUUGUAUUUGAAUUUGGAAAGAGUUUAUGUUCUAUGCACCUGACUGAAGAUGAAAUCGCAUUAUUUUCUGCAUUUGUACUUAUGUCGGCAGAUCGCUCAUGGCUACAGGAAAAGGUAAAAAUUGAAAAGCUGCAACAGAAAAUUCAGCUAGCACUUCAGCACGUCCUACAGAAGAACCACCGAGAAGAUGGAAUAUUAACCAAGCUAAUAUGCAAGGUGUCUACAUUAAGAGCCUUAUGUGGACGACAUACAGAAAAGCUAAUGGCAUUCAAAGCAAUAUACCCAGACAUUGUGCGACUUCAUUUUCCUCCAUUAUACAAGGAAUUGUUCACUUCAGAAUUUGAGCCAGCAAUGCAGAUUGAUGGGUAAAUGUAUCACCUAAGCACUUCUAGAAUGUCUGAAGUACAAACCUGAACACAAACAAACAAAAUUAACCGAGACACUUUCUAUGGCCCUGCAACAGCCCUGGAGCGCCAACACACUGCACAUCUUUUGGUGAUCGGGGGUCAGGCAAAGGAGGGGAAACAAUGAAAACAAAUAAAAGUUGAACUUGUUUUUCUCAUGCAUAUGAUUUCCAUUAUGCCUACAGAUAUGGACCCUUUUUCUGUCUAGACUUCUUAACCCUGAUGGUUGACCCCUGCCGACAGCAGCAGGAGGGUACUAAAGUCGGAUGAUUUCCUUGUCUUUGAGCUCACUGCCCAGACAGAGACUUUCUGAAGAGUCACCCGUCUGUCAGUGACAAGAGAGAGUCCAGCAAUAAUCGGUGACUGGUGUGCAUAGCGGAGGUUGCGGCAUUACUUUGCACAACUUGCUCUUUGUUUCAUGAAGGAAGUUUUUGUUAUUAUUUUUUUCCCCACCGAUUAUUGCCAGUCAGCAGGAUGGCAUGAAAAGGGUCCAUGGCACUAGCAACAAUAGCAUUAUAAUAUAUUACAGGGAAAUGGGCAUGAAGACUAUAUAUAGCUCAAAGAGAUAUUGUUUAUAUAUUGUUUUAAUUAAUAUAAAAAUGUAGUUACUGGUGUAGCUUUUCCUGUUGAAUUGAUAAGGCACUUUCAUUUUGCACCUUUUCCUUUAAAUUAAAUGCUAGCGUGUUCACUGUUGUGUCGCAUGUGCACCAGAAACACAAGUUAAACUGAGAAGGCUCGGAAGGUACGGCGGGAGGGAUUUAUGCUGCUGUUUACAGAAUUACUUUUAAAAGUCUGGCUGGUCAUAUCUAGAAAUCGCCAUGUUGGCUUUUGUUUUUUCCCCACCUGUAAAUUUGAACUCUUCCCCUACAUGGUACCAUACUUUUGAAGGGGGCACUUUCAGGAGAGAUGUGUUUAUGCUUCAUACAAAGUUAAACGAUUGCUUGGUGCUGGGGUCUUAGAGCCUCACAUAAAUGGGUUGUUUCUUGUUUGUUUGUCUUUGUUUUUAAAAUUUUAAAUGCCACGUUCCAGAAGCAGUAGAGGGAAAGGCUUGUUUUAUACAAUUCAGUGGCUAUUAAGGACACAGCCUCAAAUUAGAAUUCUCAACACUUUGAGCUCAGUAAGCAGAAUAUGUAUUGGAAGCCAGCAUUUGUUCCAAGAAGAACCCAAAGAUUCUCUGUGGAGUGACUGGACACUCCCUGUCUGAGGACGUGAGGCAUUUUUGUGAAUGCUCAUAUUCUCGGGAUCAUCGAGAAACCUUACGAAUGAUCUCAGAGGGAGCUAGACCCCAGACGAGCUGUUUCUGACUGCUACUGUUGUCAAAGAUUGCUCUCCAUCUUGGAUAGACAGUGAAUGGGGAGGAAGGGAGGAAGGCAUACAAUAUUGCUCCAGUUUCUUAUUUAAAUAUUGGGUAUUUCCCUUAAAGUGAAGUGGAGGCUAACCAUUGACUUGUAUGUAUCUUCAUUGGAAAACUGUGGACUCUAAUUUAUUCUAUUAAUUAUGUAGAAGUUUUCCGGGCUUGUGUUCUGGGGAGAAACAUUGCUUUGUGUUGUUGUUUACUUUUGUGUGUUUGGGGGCAAGAGGCAGGAACAGCCUGAUCCACAUGUGUGCUUAUUUGUAAAAACAAGGGACUUUGGGGGAACACAGGCUUUUUGAAGAUGAUUGCAGUCACCUUCAGGGUGGGAUUCCACUACUGGUCUGACAUCAGAGAGCUUGCUUCUUACUGGGAAGGGCAUCUUGCCCAGGCGAUCCUUUAUAUUGAAGAAAGGGCUUCCUCUCCCAUAAGGGCCCUUCCAGAAUUGUCCACAGGAAUCUGUGACUUCCCAGAGCAUCUCACUCUGCUUUCAUCUCCACCUACUUUCUGGCUUGUUUCCUUGAGGGACUUGGGAAAGGGCAAGCAAUUACACAGACGUGUGUAUGAAGCUUAAAAGGGGUACACAAACUUUUUUUUUUUUUCAAAAAUAUAGUAUGGGUUUAAUCCUAAAGAGAAAACGUGAGUAAUAUUUACUUAAAAUUCUUAAAGGCAUAUAAAAUUUUGUGUGUUUGUAUAGAGAGUUUAUCUGUCAGCAUAUAGUAUUUAUAUUUGGGCAAGAAAGGUUAAAUCAGUUUUUUUUUUUAAUUUAAUUAAGCAUAGUUUUCCUUUAAAGAUCAAUAGUAUUUAUACUCAGAAAAGAGUCCCAAGUUUAGUUGGGUUAUUUAUUUGUCCACUUUUUCUCCUGUUGUCUCUCCUUUGGGGGAAGACAAUAGGUUGUUUUUAUUUUAUGUUUUAUUCCUUUGGUCAUUCAGCUUCACUAAAUUUGGGGGUGGUUUUAUUAAAGUUUAUUACCUUCUUUUUAACCAAAGCUUUCUGAAUAUGACCAGCCUCAGGUGCUAGUGCAUUAAAGAGCAACUAAACCCAAUGUCACUGUCCACUCAUGAAACCAGAGGAGCUAACUGAACUUCUCUAAGGGUGAGAGAGAACAUCUGAGGAACUUAUAAAGUCCUUUUCCUGGAAAGGAUUUUGCAUGGACCUAAUGAAAAACAAACAAAACCAGUGAGGCUCUUAUCUCAAGAACAGUCAUGCCAUAGUGACUUUGCUGUGAUGGCAACUCAAGGUAGAGCAACAUGAUACUGCCUCUAUAGAUCUGAAAGAAAAGCAGGUGGACUUCAAGAGGAACUGAAGCGUAGAGACAGAGAUGUACUCAGUGAGGCAAGGGAAUAAUUGACUAUUAUUUGGAUCCAAGCUGGGAUCUGAAGUUAAAAACUAAAGUUCAGUUGAACAGCAAAAAUUGGGAGUUCCGAAAAAGAUGUUAAAGAAAAAAAAGUUUGCAAUUUUAGUUUGUUACUAUGAAAACACCUGUGUGAUGACGCAAAAAUAAUUAGUGGUACCAGAACAAGCAUUCUCAAUAGUUCUUGGACUCAAAUGAUCAUCAACCCAGCUGCUAGAAUGCCUCUCUACAAUUUUUUUCUCUUAUAGAGUAAUAAGGCUUUUUGUACAAAGCCCCAAUAACCUUCUAUUGUAAUGGUAUCCAGGCGGUUGUAUUAUUUUGUGAGAAAAACUGGCCUUGGUCACAAAGAAAACAAAAGUGCAGAUGAAAGUGCUUUUUGGACAGUUUACAAAUUGUGUUAAAACUAUGGUUUUUUUUUUUUUUAAGUGUACUGCAUCCUAAUUUGUGUUAAAGCUAUGGAUUUUUUAAAAAAGUCUUCAGCAUCCUGAUUCACCCUACCUAAGUUAAGGAAAACAUUUAAGACACUGCUUUUAUGUAUGGUGGAGAUACUAGAUGUCUGUGAGUGUAUGGGAUUAGCUUAAGGGUCAUGUGAGGAAGGAGAGUGAGUGUCCUUAUGAGUUUGAGUGUGUGAUGUGUGUGUGUGUGUGUGUGUGUGUGUGUGUGUGUGUGUGUGACCGCUUCUAGGCUACUAAGUGUCAAUGGAAAAGAAAAUGUAUUCAAAAUACUUAAAUCAAAACUAGAAGAUGGGGGAAAAAAGAUUUAUUCUAUACAAAGCCUUGUCUGGACCACUUUAGAGAGACUUCUAUUUUUUUAACCCUUCUAUAAAUAUUUGAUGGCACUUGAAAUAUUCCUGCAAUAAAAUGUGAUUUGUGUAAAGAAAAAAAAAGAUUUUGUAAUGUGAAACAAAGAAAGAAAGUAAUGUAAUUUUCUAAAAAAAAAAUACAAACAAACAAACUUUGUAUUAUUUUCUUGAUGGAAUUUGUCUAUCUGUCUUUGGAAAACUUUUUAUUUCAUUGAAUGUGCCAUAGUAGAAGUACGUGUUUUUAGUUUUAGACUAAGGAAUAGCUAGUCGUUUGUGUUCCGACAUUCCAAAAUGCAAAACAACCUAGUAGAAUCCUUCAUGAAGAGGUUUCAGUAGUACGUAAGCUUCUCAUUGUUGCUUUUUUGCACAUGUUCCUCAUUCCUCUCUAGUGCAAUAUGUACAUAGAGCACUUGCGGGUGUACCUUGAUCCCUCAGGGAAAAAUACAUAUUUGUACAGUUUUUUUGGUUUUUUGUUUUUUUGGGGGGUUUUUUGCGCCUUUUGUUUUUGGCUAAGGAAUGUCGAUCGAAUCACUUGUUGUUGUUGAGGGGCAGCCAGAUAAUACUCCUAAAGCCACUGUUUCAAACAUUGAUUGUUUAAAUCAUGUGUCCUUCCAAUGCUAUUAUUUUAAGAUAAUAAUAAAAAGUUAUUUUCUGACAGUUCUUUGUGCUGAUUGGUGAAAGAGAAGGGUAAAUAAGCACCUUAUGAUUGACUUACUGUGAAUGACAAUCCAUCUUGGUAACGAUAAAAGCCCUUUCAUUUGGGAGUUGGGAUUAAGAGUCAGAAAAAGAUGUGCUCAGGGAUCUCCUAAAACUCUUAAAAACAGGGUGGCCAGUACUACUGGGACAAAUUGUGUUUUUUUACUCUCAUUAACAAUGAUAAUAAUAUUAUCCCUCGAAAGCACAAGUGAACUGUAUAGAACUCUGUGUGUGUAUGUGUGUGUGUGUGUGUGUAAACUCUUCACUAUUAUCUCAUUUUGUUGCAUUUAAAAAACUUAAUGUGCCCUUCUGUCUUGUGUGCUUCAAUACACUAACUCCUUCCAAAGCAGUGCAGAGUUGUGCUGGUGUGUUCCAAAGAUUACAGGAAACAUCACAGCAAAGAGCCACGUUCCAAGGCAGCCCUCGCUCAUUCCCUUUGCCAUUUCUCAAGUAAUUAAAGUGUUCAUGAUAAACACAUAACAACACAGGCUGAGAAUUGUUUCAAAUUCUACCUACUUAUAAAUAUUUUAAAAACCAGUGAUGAGAAACCUGCCCUAGGAAGUGGGGAAAAGAUAAAACAUGCCUUUUGCAAACAUUACUGUCUUUUUCACUACGCCCUCCUCAAAAAGCAAACCAAAAGCACCAUUACGUAAAACCAUCCUUCCUUCCAUAUUUGCGCUUUUAUUUCUUGAUGAACUGAGAUGAGGGCUAAAAUUUAAAGCCAAAACAAAACCUGCCUGUGUGAAAGCAGCUAGGGCCAGCUCUUAGGCUUGCACGUGACACUACUAAAGUAUAGUUUUGUUCUCCUAGUCCUGUACGUUACCUUCCAGAAAGUCUGACUCGACUUCACUGUUGGCUGAGUCUUCCAGAACCCAUCUUCAGAGUAAGAUUUACAUAUUUCUUAUCUUAGAGAAGUAUAAAUUUGGAAAAAUUAAUGAUAAACUUUGUUUUAUUGUUUCAGAUAAGGAAAAGCGUAGAAAUCUUUCCCCCUUCCCCACAAGUACAUGAGGGUACUUUGAAGAGGUCGUGAAAAAUGGAACUAAAAUUUGAGUUGAUUUUGGUGCAAAAAGGUUUUUGAAAUCCAUGUAUAGUUUUUGCAUAAUAUGUGUUUUCCAUAUAUAUAAUGAAAAACAUUUUGGCAUCAAUAAUUUCUGUGCAAAUUCAUACUUUUAAUUUCAUUCUCCAAAAAAAUUAAAAGAUUCUCUUACAUAAGUAUAUACACAUACACAUGUUAUUUACAUUAUUUCAUGUUAUGACAUGCAACUGCUAUGUCUUCCUUAUAAAAUUAUGAUACAGAACCCUAUAAAAACAACUUUUUAUUACAGAUCUGUGUGCCCGGAAAUGUAAUUGCAUCAGCAGAUCUCCAAUUGAUUUCUUUUGGUCUGUAAUGCAGGUCCUCAUUCCAUCUCUGAACACUGUUAACAUGAGGAGAUCCCACCACAUUGCAUCCGAUACCUUUGCACUGCUGCUCAUUUGAAAGAGAUGAGGAGGUUGACUAGCAGUGUCUCCACAGAGCAAUUCAUUUCAUUUCUGGGUCUGCUUGCUUGUUUAUCUGUGUGAGUGAAUGAGAUCAUUUUGGCCAGGCUCUCAGAAUAACACAAAAAAGAUACUCCAGAAGCCUGGCUUCAGAUCAAGGAAGCAGGGUAAACGAGGGCAUCUCCAUGUCCAGUCAGACCCUCGGAACUUAACAGCAAUAAGUACAUCCCAUCAUUUAUUGAUUUAUUAAGGAGUGAGAAUAUUCAGCCAUGCAACAUGGAGUCUUGUGUAGAGAGAGUGUAUAGGAGUAUUUCAAAUAGAGGCUGAGGGAAUCCACGCUUGCCACUUACUUGAAGCGUGCUUUGCCACAGUAGCACCUCACCUUUUCUUCUGCUAAGAACUAAUGACAGGUAGCUUGCUUAGACAUGCUGCCCAUGCCGUUACGUCCUUUUCUAGGGGCUAGGAAUUCUCUCCCGUGUACAUGUGUGAUUCCUUUUUCACUCAUUAUUUAAUGUGGAUGAGUACUAUUUCUAGGAAUAUGAUUAUCAUUGAACAGACUGCAUAUGUAAAUGCAGAUCAUUCUGGAGCAAUAUAGUGAAAACGAUUUCACAAAAAAAACAAUCCGUAUGUACUGUACACAUUUUCCUGAAUCCAAAAUUCUUUUCUUAUCCACAACGGUCUGAAAUCUCAUGAUCAAACAGUGGUAACAUUUUUGAACAUUAGGACAUUAGCUGGCUGCUUCUUUAAAUGUACCUGUAUCGUCUGCCUGCUCCUUUUCUGGAGAUGUGUUUUGUAUUGGAUGUUUGGGCCGAUGGGAGGCUUCAAGCUACAACAUAUUUUCCCAGUUUAAAUAUAUUUAACAUAUGACAAACCCCAGACAAGGCUUUUAUUAUGUAUAAAGAACUGCAGUGUUAGGUGGUUUAUUUGCAAACCGUUUUCAAUGUUGUCCAUUUUUAUGGCACCUUUAACAAUAUUGUUUCCAAAGUACAAAAAAAAAAUAGGUUAAAUAAUCUAGCCAUAACUGAAUGUCAAGCAAUAAAACAAAUGAUUUUUGUGUAUAGACUUAAACAAAAUACCAAUUUUAGACAUCUGCAUGUAAAUGCAAUCUCUUGUUUACUGCUUUCUUCAACUUGAGCAAUUGAUUCCUUAUUUACUAUUAACUUAAGAACUUGUAAUGGCCUGUAAACAUUUUCUCUCUUACUCUUCUUUCAAAUUUACCUUCAUCCCUGCUUUUGAGUCAUAAUAUUUAAUGUUGUUCUGCACAUCUCUAUACAGUUAACUUUUUGGCUUUCAUCCUGUAUAGAUAAGAAAAUGUUAUAUUAUAAACAGCCUACUCAGUGCAAAUAUUUAUCUGUUUAUCAAAUCCACAAUAUGCUGUAUAAUACUGGUUUUACUAUAUAAUCUAUUUUAGACAUAGCUGUUUAGAACUAGAGUGUGCUAUUUUUGUGUUUUUCUGAUGUGUGGUGCUAGAUAAGUUACUUUUGUGAACAACAACAACAAAAAAACCCUUUUAUUCCUAGACAAUACCACCUUUGGGUCUUGUUAAUUUCACUGAGUUUAACUAUAUAUUUGUAUAUAUAUACAUAUACAUAUAUAUAUAUAUAUCUACCUGUACCCAACUGGCAGCUGUAUCAGAGUGCUGGAUUUGGGACAUGCUUUUCUCUUUAAAUACAUAAUAUCAUAUAAAUUAUUCUAGAGUAUAUUUAAUUAGGAUAAAACUACUUCCUUAGUAUAGACAUUUGACAUCCGAAGGUUCAAUUUGUUUAUAAACCUGGAUAUAUGAAGACGUAUCAGCAUUUCUCUUUGCUGCUUGGCUUUAUAACUGCUUUUGUGAUUCCUAAACUGAAAAAUAAUUUUUGCCAGGCCUUCAAGAUCCUCAAGAAGACACUCCUGACUGAGUCAUGUUUUUUUUUUCUUACUAAGGAAUUUUGGUUUUGUCACCUGACAGUGUUGCAUACUUAACUAUGGUUUUUUAAAAAAGCAUUUACACGAGCCAUGGUGGCUUGAUGGCAAAGAAACGUAGUCUCUCACCAUCUGAGUCACGAGAAGAGUGGAGCCAGCUCUGGCACAACAUGGGCCAUGAUGCACAUGUGACAAGGGAUGUGUGUUUCUAUGUGACUUCAUCCAGUUCUGUGAACUGAGUGAAGGGACCUUCCUUUUUAAAAGCACCUAACAAUGAGCUCUGAUAACUAUUUCACUUAUACUCCCCAAAUCUAUUGGCUCUGCUAAAAAUCAAAGUAAUCAAAUAUCUAACUAAGGAUGUAGUUAACCUUAUUAAAUAUUGAUUAGAAUUGUUCUGUAAUAUUACUGAAUUUGUAAGAUCUUUAGCAAAGAUUUUUGAGCAAUUUAUAAAUAUAGAGCAAAUGUUUCUGUUUACUGCACUUUUUAUAAUUGAAGGUGAUACAUUCUCAAGCCAUGAUCACUGGCUUCCAUGCAUUGCAUAUUUACCCACAAUUCUAGACAUUUUCCAUUUUUAUGGAAGAGUUUUUUUCUGUUACCUUAAUUAUAAAUGCAAUUGUGUGGUUAAUGAGAGCUAAUGUUAAUAGUUAACCUUAUAACAUGAAUUGGCUACGGUUCAGAGGGAAGUCUCAAUAACAAUCACAUCAUUCCUUUACUGUCUCACUUGGAAAGAGAUUGAAACCAUUUUUUUUUUCCAAGCAUGAUUUAAACAUCCCAAGAUUCCCCAGGUUAGACAUGGCAUCUCUGCACCUGCACAUUGGCCAGCACAUGUCAGCGUCUGAUAACUAUUAAAUGACAACAAAUGUGCCCAAUUUGAACUUUUUUCCUGGGUUAUUUUGGUAAAUAAAGUACGCCAAGCCUUAGGGUUAACAUUUUCUUCUACAACUGAGUAUUAAAAUGGCAUUUUAAAAGAUCACAUGAAAUGCUAACUACUUGUGUGUAGGUCUUCAGGAUUAAGCACACAAAUUUCACAAAACUCUGUGAGUAACAGACUCAGCCUUCUGUAAAUAUACAUACAAGUUUGGAAACAGUAAUACUGUCCCUAUAAAUAUUUGCCGUCUGUUUGGUGUACAGUAUGUAAAAACUCCUUUUCUGCCACACUAAAAAUCCAAGCCAUUUAUGGGAAUCCUAAAAAUAGUAUUGAUCUAAUAAACCUUUGCUAAUGAUCUUUAUUUACAGGAUCAUCCAAACUUAUCACUUAUAUUGGGUUUUCUUUUCAUUUCACUCUGACAGUAGUCUGCUUAUUUCCAGCUGUUUAUUUUAUUAAGUCCUGGAUUUAAAAAAAAAAGAUAUUUUGAUUCAUUUUGUAAAUACAAGCUGUAAAGAGAGAUUUAAUGUUGUCUUUUAAAUACUCUGAUUUUCAUUCUAAUAUGAAUGUUGUUAUAUUGUACUUAGAAACUGUACCUUUAAUAUUACAUUACCUUUAUUAAAGUGCAUUGAACACAUCAAUUUUAGAUGUGCUUUAUGUACUGUUAUCCUAUAAUAAAACUUCAGCUUCUAAUGG
This is a messenger RNA of Ochotona curzoniae (black-lipped pika), 10910 nucleotides long. It is a transcript of the gene RORA, whose product is annotated as RAR related orphan receptor A. Gene Ontology annotation, cellular component: nucleus. Gene Ontology annotation, molecular function: zinc ion binding; RNA polymerase II cis-regulatory region sequence-specific DNA binding; nuclear receptor activity. NCBI's taxonomy places the organism in Eukaryota, Metazoa, Chordata, Mammalia, Lagomorpha, Ochotonidae. Gene Ontology annotation, biological process: regulation of transcription by RNA polymerase II; negative regulation of inflammatory response. The transcript is spliced from 10 exons. The record is from RefSeq and is a predicted model, not a curated record. Bases 327 to 1733 code for a protein of 468 amino acids.